Molecule: messenger RNA, 3397 nt
Organism: Hydractinia symbiolongicarpus
Lineage: Eukaryota; Metazoa; Cnidaria; Hydrozoa; Anthoathecata; Hydractiniidae
Product: dynein light chain Tctex-type 5-like
Exons: 2
Coding region: 436-1275 (279 amino acids)
Source: RefSeq, a predicted model, not a curated record
UGUUCUACAGUUAUGAAAAGACGCCAGGUAAAAAAAAAAUUAUCUCCAAGAUGAACCUGGUCAACAUUGACAAAUAAAUAAAAAAACGAUUUGAUUCCUGAAUUUCUUUUGUUAGGAUUAAGGUUACCUCAAAAGAUUUUUUGAUAGCAACAGCAAAUAUUAUUAUGGAAGGGAAGCUAACAAGAAAAAGAACAUAUAAAAAAAGAUGUCUUAUAAAAAUACCGCUACGUAAAUAUAUACAGUACAAAUAACUAUAAAAUUCGUCUUCAUUACCAGACUCCUAGAAAAUCACAAGUAAAAUACAUAUUAAAAGUACUGGAAAACUACUUGCCUUUAAUUUCUCUGCACACAAUAAAAUGUUACAAACAAAAACCAAAUGACGGAACAGAGCAAUUUGUAAUUUAGAAACACUAAAGACAGUUAAACUAUUUCAAGAUGGCGCAAAAUAAGUUGGUACGAAGAGAAACACCUAAAAUUAACCAAGGAUUGAGUAUUGCGAAAGUCUUCACUGUGUCUUUUGCACAAGGUGGAAAGAGAGACACUUUGGCUGUGUCAAACUACGACAAAGACAAACCGACGCCACUGUCGCUCAUAGCGUCGCCGACAAUAAUUAGAAAGUUUCGACGACGCGUAGAAGAAUAUAGUCCUGAAGAGAAACGCAAAAAUGCUAGUUAUAAUGCUGUUGAUAACAAACAAUGUAUAACUGAACAGUAUUUGCGGGCAGAGGAUUUCAAUGUCGAAGAAGAGAGACCUCGCUCGAGUACGUGGGGUGGACAGGAAGGUUCGUUGUCCAUUUCAGAUGCCAUUCCUCAUGUUAUAAUGAACGCGGAUCCCACAGUUAAUGACAAGAUAAAAAGAUUUACAUUAAAUAUGGAACGAAAAUCAAAAAGUUGUAAAAAACUGAGAGAAUUAGUUGAAAAAGUGUUACGAAAAAAUUUAGAGCAUUGUCACUAUGAUGCACGUCUUUCUCGAAAGCGCUGUACACAUUUAAGUCAAAUACUAGAAACUACUUUUAAGUCAAGUCUUAAUGUAAAGGGGACUGAGUACAAAGUUGUGGCCAUUGUGUACAUAGGUGAGAUACGUGAAGAUGGUAUGAAGCAGUCUUGUCAAUAUAAUUGGAAUCCACAUUCUGACGUAUUUGUCAUGGAAACCUACCGACGUGACGAUAUGUUUGCUACUGGCAUUGUUUUUGCCACGUUGUUAGAAAGUCGAGAAGACAUAGAUAGCUUUUAUACGUUUGACGAACGCUUAGAGAAUGAUGAAAUGAUGCUUUGAUUGUCAUACAUAGCGGUUGCUAAGCUGGUUUAUUAACUUAAUGAAAAAAGCAUUUUGUAUGGACAUUUGUUGUGGUUACAAAUUUUUUCCUUUUUAGUUUAUCAGCCAUAUAUAUAGCUAUAUACUGCUGAUAAAAUAUUAUUUCAUAAUGUAGCUAGCUAACAAAGUACACUUAUUCAAAAUUUGGUAAAAGUUUGGAUUUAUUUUAUUCUCUUUUGAUACCAGUUUUUAAGAGGAGCUAACAUAAAUUUUUUCGUUGUAUGCAUACGAAAUAUUUUUAUAAAAUGGCUGGUAUUUAAGAUUGUGGCAAAAUAUUGAUGUGUUUUGGGUUGCUUUUUUCGUUAACAAUUCGCUUCAAAAUAUCUAUUUGGAUAAGUAGAUGAUAAAUGUACAUAGAAUGAAACCAAUUUUUUGCGCACGCUUUUUAUUAAAACCCCAUCCAACUCGAGGCUGCGGAAAAUCAUUGAUGUGUUGUGCACAUUAUGGAUGUAAUGAAAAUUUAAGUAUAUCUGUUUAUUAAGGAAGAGUAGUUAAAUAAGUGUAAAAUUAAUAGGGUUGUAUUAUAGGAAGGAUUUUAAACAAAUGACGUUGAUCAAGUUAUUGUCGAAGCAACUUGAUAAUGUCCCAUGUUGUACGUAGUCACUACAUGUUGACAACAAUAUAAACGUGAAGUACAGACCAUAUCAACAAACAUUAUUUUUUGUUAUUUAAUUUAAAGUGAUGAUAAAGUCACUCUAAUAUUUGUACACAGUAAUGUAAAUAUGCAUGUUGUUUUAUGUCUUGUGGAUGUUAUACGAAAUUGCAAACAAUAUUUCAACUAUUUGAUAAGAUUGGACACAAGCCAGUCAAGUUUAACAAUGUUUUUUUUAUAAUCCGAAGAGCACUACCACCGAACACUUAAAUGCAAAUGAAAACAGAAAACAAAACAUAGAUUUGGUUUAAAUUAAAAUUAUUUGUCGUUCUGUAGAAAAGCGAGAGUGAAGUAUGAAAAGCUUCACUUAUCCAGCUAUAGCGUAACUUUCAUAAAAUUGGCGAGAUUUAUGGGCUAAAUACCUAAUUUGCACUUCAUUCGUGUCAAUAUGGUUCUCUCGCCUAUUCAAAGCCGAAAGUAGCGCUUAAUUGUUUUUUCCGGAGUUGUAAUCAUUUUUAAUUGUUCCUAAUUACAUAAUCAGCAUCACUCUCUGGUAAUUUUAUUGUUCACAAGAACAACAGGAAACUGUAUCAAGGCAAGAGUAAUGGCCAUGUGAUUUCUUAACUACAAAAUAACAAGAAUUUUUCAUUUAACUGUUUGAAAUCGGAAAAAAAUAAGGGUUCUCAUCUGACUGCAGUGGAAUCUUUUUAUAAUGUCCAUCCUAGAUGACAAAGUCUCACAAUAAAACCGUUACGUAGUAGAUACCUUAUAACGGACACCUCUCUACAGUCGAAUUUCUUUGAAGGUUUUUAUUAACAUUAUCUUCCGAGUUGAACUCUCUAUAACAGCCUAGCAAUGGAUUAUAUAAAACGAUUUUUGUAAGAAUUCUAUAGUUUACGUAAGACAACAUUGUACUUUUUUUUUCUUCCAUCAUUUUUUUAUUUAUAGCUAGUUCAUGGUCUUUCACGUUUAAAAAAAUAGAAACGCGCGGAAAUUUCUGGAGUUUUACUUUUCUGAAUUAAAUAUAUUCACAUUUUAUUGUUCCUUAGACUGUUUUUCCCACAACCAGGCUCUAGACACACCUCGAUUUGACACAUGCAGUCGAUUACACUCAGUAAUAGAAGCCCCUUGAGAAGAACCUCUAUGUAACUCUCUAUAGCAAACACUGAUUUGCAGCCCUAAAGAUGUCAGCUGUGGAGGACUUUUAUACCCCUUUUGUAAGCGAGAUUGAAUGAGGCGUGAUCUUACUGAAGUUUCUUUUUACAAUCUUUAUUGCUUACUUGUAUCUUGUUGUCUAUUGUCCUGGGAAGAUCAAAUUUACGUAUUUAUUAGAUCUAUCAAAAUCAAAAAAAACUUUUUGUAUCAAACACACACAUUUUUAAAACAAGAUUUGUCUAAGAGUAAAACGAGAGAUUCUGUUUAUACUCUGUUUUUACUCAUCGCAAACUCAAAGCAGUAUGCUUCAGCGGAUCUCUUUAAUAAUAGCCGUCU